This is a messenger RNA of Scleropages formosus (Asian bonytongue), 1720 nucleotides long. RefSeq names its product dickkopf WNT signaling pathway inhibitor 3a (gene dkk3a). The record is from RefSeq and is a predicted model, not a curated record. Bases 129 to 1091 code for a protein of 320 amino acids. Gene Ontology annotation, cellular component: extracellular region. Gene Ontology annotation, biological process: negative regulation of canonical Wnt signaling pathway; multicellular organism development. NCBI's taxonomy places the organism in Eukaryota, Metazoa, Chordata, Actinopteri, Osteoglossiformes, Osteoglossidae. The transcript is spliced from 7 exons. Gene Ontology annotation, molecular function: receptor antagonist activity; co-receptor binding.
CACACACACACACAGACAGACACACACACCAUUACCUUGUGCUCGUUUCUCUGCCGCUUUUCUCACCAUCGCUUUUUCCUCCGAGGUCAGUGUUUAAAGCUGGUAGUUGAGACGAGCUGUCCGGGCUGAUGCUGGCGAGGAGGGUGAUGUCGAUGAGGAGGAGAUGCUCCUCUUCACCCUUCGGGGUGUCCGUGCUGCUCAUCGGUCUGCUCCACAUGGACCACCUCCACCGUGUCCGCGCGCACGUGCAGGACGCGUCGCCCCCCGCGGACUCGGGGCCGAACCCCUCGUCGAUGGGGGCUAGCCUGACUCCGGGACACGCGACCUUGAAUGACAUGUUCAGGGAGGUGGAGAAGCUCAUGGAGGACACGCAGCACAAGCUGGAGGAAGCCGUGUACAAGAUGGACAACGAGAGUGCCAAAUCGAUGCUGUAUCCGUAUGACCUUCCUCCUCGUUCCCAAGAGGAGAGGAGCCCGGAGGAAAAAGGUGGAGAUGAAUCGGGUCGCACCGCAGAGACGAUCGAUGAGGCGAUGAACAACAACACGGUGGCCACACACUUCUCCAGCAUCCUGGUCCAGCCCGACGGCCGAGGGAACGAGAUCGAUCGCGAAUGCCUCAUCGAUGAGGACUGCCCCCCGGGCAACUACUGCCUCUAUGAAGUCCUGCAGUCCAGGUGUCUUCCAUGUAAGGCUCUGCACACGACGUGCACGAAGGAUGAAGAGUGCUGCUCGGGCCAGCUUUGCCUGUGGGGCCAGUGUUCCGACAAUGGCACCAAGGGAGAGGCGGGCAGCAUCUGUCAGUACCAGAGCGACUGUAGCCCGGAGCUGUGCUGCGCCUUCCACAGAGCCCUCCUCUUCCCCGUUUGCACCGGCAGGCCCACGGAGCACGAGCGCUGCCACGGCCCCUCCAACCACCUGAUGGAGCUCCUUUCCUGGGACAUGGAUGGCGAGGGACCCCGGGAGUACUGCCCCUGCGGCCGGGGUCUCCAGUGCCAACCCCAGGGACGAGGCUCGCUUUGCCUGAGGCCACAGAACUCCUCCAGCGAAGAAGUGAGCGACUCGCUCUAUUCCGAGGCAGACUACAUAGUAUGAAGCACUCUGCUCAAGUCCGCGUCAAGCUUGCAGAAUCGUAUCUACGCUCAAGGCGACGUGCAGUCUGGCCGAAGGACACGUCCGAACCGACUCCAGCCCGGGAACUGUACUCGGCUGCUAAUUAUUGAGCUUUGCCCCACUGUACUCUUCUACCUCCCCCGAACGCAUCCCUUUAAAGAGGCCUCCAGGUCCGUGUUUAGCAUUUGCUGUCAUCGGUAUGCUCUGCCUCGUGUAGUCUGUGUGAGAAUCACGUGAGCCAUCUAGGAUUCUCGGCCCUGGGCCAAAGCUUCAGAUGUCUAUAUUAUGUUUCCUUAGGAAGCUCGGAGCAAGAAGUUCUCCUCUGAUGGCUUUGCUUUCAUUUGGGGACGAAUCAUCCAGGCAAAGAGCCCGGGCAGGUUUUACUGUAAUUCAGUGCUACUGUAGGUCGGCGCAAGUUUUACAUUCACCUGUUUUGAGUUUUCCUUGGGCAUAAAAGGACAGUAACCAACAUGAAUGCACUGUCAUUAGUAAUAAAGAAGGUAUACGCUUGUCUUUUGGUGUGCUACCACCUAAGUAUGUGGCUCUAUGCUCCACAGCACUAGGUCAUUUCCAGUGGAAAUCCCUUCCUUAAAUUAAAUACUUCAAAAUAA